GUGGUUGCACUGGACUACGAGCAAAGUCACCAAAACAAAGAAAACUAAGAGAGAGAGAGUGAAAUCACCAAGGAACUAAGAGCCAAGAUGACAGGCUUUGGAUCUCCUUGUGGAGCCUGCAAAUUCUUGAGGAGGAAGUGUGUGAGGGGCUGUGUCUUUGCUCCUUAUUUCUGCCAUGAACAAGGAGCCACACACUUCGCUGCAAUUCACAAGGUAUUCGGUGCAAGCAAUGUUUCUAAGCUCCUUGCACACCUCCCUGUAACAGACCGUUGUGAAGCAGCGGUGACAAUCUCUUACGAAGCUCAAGCAAGACUCCAAGAUCCCAUAUAUGGAUGUGUCUCUCAUAUUUUCGCACUUCAACAACAGGUUGUCAACCUACAAGCACAGCUCGCCACUCUCAAGGCACAAGCAGCACAGAACCUUGUCAAUGGCUCUACUACCUCAAGCCCCCAAGAAGACAAGUUCUAUGGAAAAUUUCCUUCUUAUCCACAGGAUGUCCAAGGUUUGUUUAUUUCAGAGAAUUCUCGGAUGGCACAGCAAUUCCUUCCGAAUCAGAACACCAAUGUGGAUUCCUUGAUGUACUAUGACAACGGAUACAUGGAUCUCAACCCUAUGGAUGAAUAUCAGAACUCUGUCGUACCUGAAGAAACUGUCUCAUUCACUAGUUUUGAAGACCCAUCUCAUGCCAUGGCUUCACUCGACAUGCAAGCAAACAGCAGGAAGUGGGCGUUCCAAGAUAUGGAUGACCUUCAAUCAGUGGCCUUUUCCUAUCUUCAACGCUCAUGAGAUGAAGGAGAUCUAGCCUGGGCCAAAUUAAUUGGUGCAGCAGAAGAUUUCAUCAAUUUUGAAGUGCUACUAAAUACUUCUAAACAUGAGCCGUUGCUACUAAAAUUGAAGUAGGCUUGCUAGGAUCCCUAGAAUUAAUGCUUAAUUAUUCAAUUAGAAACCCUAUAUAUGAUCCAUCUAUGGUGGUUUCUUAGAUCUUGUGUAUCCUUAAUUAGUAAUUGUGUAUUGAUAGGGUUAUAGUGUAAGCAUUUGUCAAAGAGGAAAAAUUAAUGGGGAAUUCA
Nelumbo nucifera (sacred lotus) is the source of this 1067-nucleotide messenger RNA. RefSeq names its product LOB domain-containing protein 29. Lineage: Eukaryota; Viridiplantae; Streptophyta; Magnoliopsida; Proteales; Nelumbonaceae. The record is from RefSeq and is a predicted model, not a curated record. Gene Ontology annotation, biological process: hormone-mediated signaling pathway; positive regulation of DNA-templated transcription. Gene Ontology annotation, cellular component: nucleus.